Prorocentrum cordatum is the source of this 912-nucleotide messenger RNA. NCBI's taxonomy places the organism in Eukaryota, Dinophyceae, Prorocentrales, Prorocentraceae. The record is from the annotation of a GenBank genome assembly.
AUGGUACUGUCAGAUGGUGAGCUCUUCGGCGCUGUCGGCUCUGUCUACGCGGACGCCAAGGAAAUUGGGACGCACUGCAUGUCCGAACGUGCCGACUACACCACUUUGCUCACCGUAUGCAGGAAAUGGGGUCUCAAACUCGGCGUGUUCUAUCCUGUUUUCCUGCGCGGACUGUACACGCCGGAGGCGGUGCAAUAUUGUAGCAAAGCCUUGAGGAAAACGACCUCCCUCACAACGGCAACGAUGGCUCUCGCCCAAGGUCUGGCCCGAGCACGAGCAUUCGACGGUGCGAAAUCAUUCCCUUACGCCUGGCUCAAAGAUGGGGACGUCUACUGGAAACAGCUCAUGACUUGCACUGCAUCCCUCUGGAAGUUCGCUGGAGACGUCGUGGACGGCACGCGAAGGAUGUGGGGCGAAGUCGAUUCUUUGUUCCCUGCGCGGUGUGGACCGUGCAGCUUUUACAAAACCAAAAAGAAAGCUUCGCGGUGCUGCUACAUGCGGCGCCACCUCGCCCGCUUCAUCACGAUUCUGGUGUUCGGGUUCCGCGCCCCUCUUUCGCCAGCUUGCUGGGCGAUGGCGUGCUCCGGCGUGGGCUCCGCCGGCCCCAAAGGCGCCCAGACGUUCGAAGCGCAGAUCCAGGUCGACGGACGUCGACGCAGCCUGGGCACGUCGCGGACCGCCAGGGGCGCGAAGGAAUUGCGCCAGAAAGCUUUAAGGAAAGUGCGGCGGACAGGCACUUUCGAAAAGAAGAAGAAGAAGUCCAAGAAUGUCGGGAUCUACAAGCACAGAAAUGGGUAUCAGGUGGUCUGCUACGUCAAUGGAGAGACGCACGCAGGCCCCAAAUGCAGCAGCAUGAGGGCGGCCAGGCUUGCGCGGGACGCACUGUUCCGCAAGCACGGCCGGGCCGCGUGA